Messenger RNA from Caenorhabditis auriculariae, 1224 nucleotides. Lineage: Eukaryota; Metazoa; Nematoda; Chromadorea; Rhabditida; Rhabditidae. The record is from the annotation of a GenBank genome assembly.
AUGGACGACGAUGAUGAUUUCUUCGGGGGCUCUGACUUGGAGGACGAAUCCAAGGAGAAGGUUGACAAUCUGCAAACCAUUUAACUUUUUCUUUUUUGAGGUCUCUCCUGAGGACAAAAAACACAUAUUGCGGAGGGAACUGAGGCAGAUGCUCUACGGUUUUGGUGACGAUAAGGUUGUUGCUUCGAACAGUUUUUUUCUGGAAUAGAUACUGUCCCACCGUUUUUUCAGUCAGUUGUAAAUUGUCUCGAACCAUUUCCGUUUUCACUUCCAAAUUUUAUUUCAGAUGCCUUUCGACAAAACCCUCGAAUCUAUUGAAGCCAUCACGUUGUACUAUAUAAAAUCGCUGUGCCAACUCGCCAUGAAGGUUUUCAUUGUUUUGUUUCUUUUGAGCAAUAUAUUUCUCAGGUGGGAAAACCGGACCGAUUGGCUCUUGAGGACAUCCAUUACCUCAUUCGUCGGGAUCCAAAAAAGUUCGCCAGAGUGAAGGUAGCCGCUUUGUUUCGCAACUUGUGUGCAGAGAUCUCAAGUUAUUUUGAGAGGUCGACCUCAAGAAGUUAAAUGGAGGCUAUUCGGAUUUUUUUUUAAAGAAAAGGUUCAAUAAAGCUUUUUUUUUUUCAUCCCUGUACUUUCACCUUUUCUUGCUAACGAAUUGACUUUCAACUUAGGGGAAAAGUCAUUCUUCUCAUUUAUUCAUAUUUUGGCCUUUUUGCUUUUUUUGCGUCUGAAACGAGUAAAAUUAUAAAUUAUACAUCGAAAUUGCUUGUCAUUUUUUUCAAAAAUCAGUUUUAUGAACGUUUUUUUAAAUUUGCAGGACAUAGAUAAUUCAGUUUCCAUGCGCCCUAAUUUAACGGGGUCACUCAAUUCUUAAUAAGUUAAAAAGACCUCAAUUAUAUUUUUUUAACUAUUUUAUCGCAGAUUUAAGAUAAUACUUUUCAGGACCUUCUUUCUAUGUCUGAGGAAUUGAAAAAAAGGCGCGGAAACAAUUCGACGAAGCGAAGCCAAUUUAAGUUAUUAUUUAAAAAAAUUAAUUAUUCAAAGUUCUUUUUCACAUUGGCUGAGUCGGAGCAACCUUCUAUGGGCAUUUUAACUUUUUUUUAGAAAAGUCAAAAAAAAAGCUUUCAAUUUGCUACUCUAUUCUCUUUAUUGAGCUUUUAAUCCUAGUGGAAUUGAAAGGCUUGAUAAAGGGCGCAAAAGAGAAACUUUUUCCGGCUUUGCCAGUGA